GUAGGGAACAAGCAAUGGUGACGACACCUCUAGAGCGCAGGCAAACAAGUCAUGUCACCAGCAUGUCUUCCGACGUUCAUUCCUGCCCCUGUCUGAUUAUCACACCAUGCCUUGAGACAUUUUACCUCGACUUAUGAAUAGGCUGUUGUCUGUACCGAAUCCAGUUUUGCGUUCGCGGAAAAAAGGAUUCAAGGACAUUGUGAUUGCCAGACAUUCUCCAUCAUACCAUAAUCAUCGACCCUUUUCAUCCAGCAUAACCUGAACAGUGAUCACACCGUCUACUCUUUCACCAAGAUGGCAGCACCGUCAACACAAUCCAUUCCAUCGGUCAUGCGGGCCUGGCAAUACUCGUCGACGCAUGGCGGAUUGGAGAGAAACCUCGUCCUGAACGAGUCGGCUGCUCUUCCGCCUCACGACGACAAAGCCCUGGGCAAAGACAAAGUGCUCGUUCAAGUGCUCGCGGCUUCACUGAAUCCCGUAGACUACAAGUUUGUCGAGUUGCCUUUGGUAGGGCGCAUGGCGGUGAAGACACCGGCUUGCCCAGGCCUUGAUUUUGCAGGGCGUGUGGUCAAACCUGCUCCCGGCACAGCUACAUCAGAGUUUCCGGUCGGACAGCUUGUUUUCGGGCGUCUGGCUCAUCCGACCUCGUUCGGCACGUUGGAAGACUAUACGGUGGUACAAACUGGGCAAAUGGCGAAAAUCCCCACAAGAGUGUCCGUCCAAGACGCCGCCUGCGUGGGCACGGCCGGCUUGACGGCGUAUGAAUGCAUUGUUCCGAAUGUCAAAGGUGGAGAUAAGAUAUUCAUCAAUGGCGGUAGCGGAGGAACAGGUGUUUGGGGCAUACAGAUCGCCAAAGCAGUUGGGUGUCACGUUGCAACGACGUGUUCAGGGAAGAAUGUUCAAUUUUGCAAGGACUUGGGCGCAGAUGAGGUGAUCGACUAUCAGAGCCAGAACGUCGUUGAGGCGUUAAAGAAAGGGGUUAGUGAGUCUGGGCGCAAGUUCGAUCUGGUGGUUGACAAUGUUGGCACGCUGCCUGCCUUGUACUGGAAUUGCCAUCAUUUCACAAACCCUAGGGCCAAGUACGUGCAAGUGGGCAUAGAGGGGUCGUUACACACAGUCGUCGAUCUCGUGAUGAGAUUUCUGUGGCCUGGAUUCUUGGGUGGAGGGAAGCGGAAGUUGCAGAUGCUCACGGUCAAAGGGAGCAGGAAAGACCUGGAAGGAAUCGGGGAGUGGAUGAGUCAGGGAAAGGUCAGAGCCGUACAGGAUCAAGUCCUACGGAUGGAAGACGCCCCGAAGGCAUUUGAGCGGCUCAAAACGCAUCAUGCUCGGGGGAAAAUCGUUGUUACGGUGGGUGAGUCAGUGAGUGAGUGAGUGAGUGAGUGAGCGGGCGGAAUUCUUCUGGGAGAUUUGUCUUGUGUAUACCUCGUGUGUAGCAAUAAUAGGCUCUAAAAGUAAAGCCAAACAGGCAGGCACCCAGGCAGGUAGUUCAAGGUUUGCGGCCGUUCAUUUGGACAAGGCUCCGUACGACACUUGACCGCCAGGAAGUCAUUUCCACGGGAGCCACGAGAAGCAUCCGUCAGCAUUAAACGAGAGUUCCGCCAUCCCGCCAGGAGGUUCGAG
Molecule: messenger RNA, 1620 nt
Organism: Exophiala xenobiotica
Lineage: Eukaryota; Fungi; Ascomycota; Eurotiomycetes; Chaetothyriales; Herpotrichiellaceae
Exons: 2
Coding region: 295-1371 (358 amino acids)
Molecular function (GO): oxidoreductase activity
Source: RefSeq, a predicted model, not a curated record